UUAGUGGUAUUCUUUCACACAGAUGGUCACACUAACAUUAAUGUCGACAACAUAAAAAGUGCAAAUCAACAAAAACAACAUCUUAAUGCACAUAUAUCGGCAAAUGUCCAUUUCUCAUUCCAUUCCAACGCAUGCACGAUGAAUCUAUCAUUCGCUGGCUGUGGUUUCUUGGGCAUCUAUCACGUGGGCGUGGCUGUGUGCCUUAAAAUAUAUGCACCCCACAUGCUGCAGGACAAGAUUGGCGGUGCAUCGGCAGGUGCAUUGGCCGCCUGUUGUCUUCUAUGCGAUUUGCCAUUGGCCACCAUGGCAUCCGAUUUUCUGCGCAUUGUCAAGGAGGCCCGACGUCAUUCACUUGGACCAUUUAGCCCAUCGUUCAACAUUCAGAGCUGCCUGUUGGAGGGAUUACAGCGACUCUUACCUUCAGAUGCCCAUGAGAGAGUUACCGGUCGAUUGCACAUUUCACUCACACGGAUCUGGGAUGGCAAGAAUGUGAUUGCAUCCGAAUUUCAGUCACGCCAGGACCUAAUGCAGGCCCUGCUCUGCUCCUGCUUUAUACCCGGCUUUUCAGGUAUAUUGCCGCCACGUUGGCGCGGGGUUCGCUACGUGGAUGGAGCCUUCUCCAACAAUUUGCCCAUACUGGAUGGAAACACUGUAACUGUGAGUCCUUUCUCCGGCGAAAGUGACAUAUGUCCCAGGGAUCAGAGCUCCAAACUCUUUCAGAUUCACCUCAAUUGGGCCAAUACAAGUUUCCAGAUCUCACGACGAAAUUUUCAUCGCUUGAUUCACAUCAUAUUGCCAGCACAUACCGAUUUCCUUUCGUCAUUGUGUCAUCAAGGAUUCGCAGAUGCUUUGGAAUUUCUCCACUGUCGCAAUAUGAUCUCAAUCCGGAAAUGUCGUCAGUAUUUUUUCAACGAAAUGAAUCAUGAAGCAACAUUGCUUGAUCGGAAUCCCAUACAGAGUCAUCUGGGACAAGCGAAAAUAAAUUUUCCCCAUUGGAUGUUUCAUUACAGGGGCCUCAAAUUGUUGGCCCUGCCAGCCUUACUGCCCGUGGAUGUACUUCUGGCCACCAUAGCUAAAAUAGGAACUCUCAGGCCAAAGCUGGCCAAACAAAUGUCGCAACUCCUGAGCAGUUUAACACUCUCACUGCACGAUCCACCGCACUUUGAUCUCGGCGAUACCACGAGUCGCCUAUGCGGGCCUCGGACGAUGGAUCCUACGCCAUCCAAAGCCGACGCCGGCGAUAAGCAUUUAGCAUAUAAAGAUAAUGACAACAAAAGCACUGCCAAAGUCAAGGCAAUCGAAAUAUUUGACUUCAAAGAUAUUGUCGCAGCGUCAAAGAGAGCAAAUUGAACAAUCCGAUCUGUGUAUAUUUACUUAUUGUUAGCUUAAAAAAUAUUUACAAAAAAAUCAUGUUGAGUGUUUGUAUUGUAAACAAAAAGGAAUUGUAAAUGUGUAAAGGAUAUGUAAUUAAAA
Messenger RNA from Drosophila willistoni, 1473 nucleotides. RefSeq names its product 1-acylglycerol-3-phosphate O-acyltransferase Pnpla3. Lineage: Eukaryota; Metazoa; Arthropoda; Insecta; Diptera; Drosophilidae. Bases 139 to 1350 code for a protein of 403 amino acids. Gene Ontology annotation, molecular function: triacylglycerol lipase activity. Gene Ontology annotation, cellular component: membrane; lipid droplet; cytoplasm. Gene Ontology annotation, biological process: lipid homeostasis; triglyceride catabolic process. The transcript has a single exon. The record is from RefSeq and is a predicted model, not a curated record.